AUGUUUCUAUCUUCUUGUUUUCAUUACUCAUCUCCUAUAAAAUCCACCAUCUCAUGCACCCAACUUCUCCAUCAAAUUUCAUAAAUAAGUUUCUAAAUCGCGCAAAAAAGACAAGUUAUUUUUCAUAUCCCAAGAUUGUGCUCGUUUUCCCGAGUAAUUUGGUUGUCACUGACAUUCCACUCAUAAGUAGGUUCACAUCGUGUCUAAAUUCCCUCUAUAUUUCAAGUUCAAGUACACUUACUAAGAAACUCAACACGCCACGUCAGUAGAAAGAGUUAAGCUACUAAGCUAAGCUGUUGUUACGGAACUUAGGGGCCGCGUCCACUUUUCAAGGCUACAUAAUAGCUCCCCUUUUUCUUUUCGAAUUCCGUCUUUUAUAAUGGAUUGUGCUUUCAAUUGGGAAUACAAUACACUAAUCAAUGAGCUAACUCAAGGUAUUGAAUACACAAAGCAACUUAGAUCUUACUUGAGCUCAAUGGCUUCCACUUCUGAACAUCAAGAAUUGCUUCUGCAGAAGAUUCUUUCUUCUUAUGAGCAAUCUCUGUUAAUUCUCAAAUGCAGUGGAUCGGCCGUUCAAUCUCCACAGCCUGUGACACCAACAUGUGGCGCGAUUGAAUCUUCGGUUUCAGUUGAUGGAAGUCCUAAGAGUGAGGACAAGAAAAGGAGUUUCAAAGAUCAUCAGGAGCUCAUAAAUGUUUCAAAGAAGAGAAAAUCACAGCCUACAUGGACUGAACAAGUCAAAGUCAGUGCAGAGACUGGAUUUGAAGGUCCUACUGAUGAUGGAUAUAGCUGGAGAAAGUAUGGUCAGAAAGACAUUCUUGGUGCUAAAUAUCCUAGAAGUUACUACAGAUGCACAUAUCGUCACAUGCAAAAUUGUUGGACGACGAAACAAGUGCAAAGGUCAGAUGAUGAUCCUACUGUAUUUGAGAUCACAUACAAAGGCUCUCAUACUUGUCACCAAGCUAGUAAUUCUGCACUACAACCGAAAUCACCAGAAAACCAGGAAUUCAAGAAACAAGCCAACUAUCAAACAGGGCAAUAUUCAAAUGAAAUACUGAUGAACUUGAGAGCAAACCUGAGAGUCGAUACUAAUGAUUUGGACAAGAAUGAGACUACAGCAGCAUGUUCUUUCUCCUUUCCUCCAACAUUCUCUGGUUUGACAGACGAAAAUCGACAUUUCCAGAUUUCCCAUGUUGAUGAAAAUCUGAUGAUAGGUGGCGGCUAUUCACCGUCUUUUGUCUCUCCUACAACCCCUGAAUCAAACUACUUCUCAAUCUCGAGCAGCUGUCAGAUGAAUGGCUUUGGAAUGGUUCAUAACGUGCACCGUUCAGAAUCAGACCUCACUGAUAUAUUCUCAGCCAACACUUCCUCAACAAGUUCUCCAAUUGUGGGCGGCGAGUUUUCACUAGACCAUUUCGAGCUGGAUCCAAAUUUUCCAUUCGAUAACCCCAGAUUUUUCUCAUGAACACAAGCUAAUGCACUUGAAAAGAACAAUAAAUAUGAACAGUGUGGAUGUGAUCACCAGAAUACUUUGAACAAGUCGAUGAUCCCUCCUUUAGUGUUUAGUAUAGACAUGCUUUGUAAAACUUAGCAACAAAACUAGGCAUUGAAUAGAAACUAGCUAUUGUUUGUGUCAUUAGUCUACUGUAUUUCAAGGACUGAACUUCCUGUAAUCUGACAUCAAGCUGCUGAGUGAAAUUCAAGCAUAUUCUUUCAGAA
Messenger RNA from Nicotiana attenuata, 1719 nucleotides. RefSeq names its product probable WRKY transcription factor 53. The transcript is spliced from 3 exons. Gene Ontology annotation, molecular function: transcription cis-regulatory region binding; DNA-binding transcription factor activity. The record is from RefSeq and is a predicted model, not a curated record. Gene Ontology annotation, biological process: regulation of DNA-templated transcription. Lineage: Eukaryota; Viridiplantae; Streptophyta; Magnoliopsida; Solanales; Solanaceae. Gene Ontology annotation, cellular component: nucleus. The coding region runs from base 380 to 1465 and encodes 361 amino acids.